This is a messenger RNA of Triticum aestivum (bread wheat), 864 nucleotides long. Its product is annotated as arabinogalactan protein 20. The transcript has 2 exons. Lineage: Eukaryota; Viridiplantae; Streptophyta; Magnoliopsida; Poales; Poaceae. Bases 470 to 688 code for a protein of 72 amino acids. The record is from RefSeq and is a predicted model, not a curated record.
ACCACCUCUACCAACUCCCACGCCCGCUCAGCCGCUGCCGGUGGAGCCCGGUCCAGCGACCCCACCCGUCAAGCAGCCAGAUCGGGGGUGCCGCCCGCGGGGCGGGGGCUGGCGAAUCUGUCCCCACGAAUCCCGCGCACAGAGGUGAUCCGCUGCGCGCGGGACCAGCGUUCGCCCCGGGCCCGCCUGUCAACGGGCGCUGCUCGGGGGCCUAUUCGUUUCUUUCACUCACUGACUGAUGCCGCCCGCCCGGUUACCAUUUCUUGUAGCUGGCGCUAUAUAGGCGCCGCGCGCACGUUGGCCGCAUUCCCAAGCCCGGGAUUUGAGGGAGAGGAGGGAUUUGUCGAGAGAGGGAGGGGCGCGAUUCGCUGCUCUUCCUCCAGCCUCCUACUGCUCGCCUCCGGUGUGGGGGUGCGCUGCGGUGGGCGGAGGGGAGGCCAGGGGAUCGAGAGGCGAACCGAGGAAGGAAAUGGCGGCGUGGACCUCCGUGGGCCUGGUGGCGGUGGCCGUGCUGGUCGUCGGCAUCGCAAUGCCGGCCUCAGCCGCCGUGCAGCCGCCCGCGCCCGCGCCCUCCAGCGACGGCACGUCGAUUGAUCAGGGGAUCGCAUACGUCCUGAUGCUGGUGGCCCUUGUGCUCACCUACCUCAUCCACCCGCUGGACGCGUCCUCCCCAUACAGGCUCUUCUAAUCUAAUCAAUAAUUCGGGUUGUACCUGUAGAGGUAGCUAGCAGCUGUGCGAUGAUGAUUUAGGUGAGUGUGUGUGUGUGGUGUUCUAUUUUUGUGUGCGCGUCAGAUGAUUAUGUAUGGACAUGUUUGGUGGUGGCAUGAUUCUGCCAUCAUGUGAGUGUUUCGCUAUUUAGUUCA